CGGAUGUCGGGUUUGCUAUUGGUCGAUCUAGCUGUCAAUCAUCUAGUAAAGUGGGCGGGUUUAAAGGAAAAUGGCUACUUUGUCUGUCGUAGAGCCUCAAGAGAUGGAAGUUGACAGGAGGGGUGAGUCUGAGGAAUCUGGUGAUGAUGAGACCAAGAGGAAGAGUCUCAAUGGAGAAGUCGAGUCCCUGCAAACCCCCUCGACUGUACCCGAGGAGGCACCUGUUGACAUGGACACCAUAACCUUAGACCCAGAUGAAGAGGAUGUGGAUCUGGUCCACUGCCGCAUUGGGAAGAUUGAGGGGCUGGAGGUUCUUCGGAAGGCAAAGACAAUUUCUCUUAGGCAAAACCUCAUCAAAUGCAUUGAGAACUUGGACAGCCUUGUCUCACUGAGGGAACUGGAUCUUUAUGACAACCAGAUCCGCAAACUAGAGAAUCUUCAGGCCCUAACAGAGCUCGAGCAGCUAGAUGUAUCGUUCAACUUACUGAGGAAGAUUGAGGGAUUGGAGUGUCUCACAAAAAUCAAGAAACUCUUCCUGCUUCAUAAUAAGAUUACGAGCAUCGCUAACCUCGAUCAACUGACGGGCCUCCAGAUGCUUGAGCUGGGCUCUAACCGCAUCAGGGUUAUUGAGAAUCUGGAUUCUCUUACUACUUUGGAGAGUUUGUUCCUCGGCACAAAUAAAAUCUCUCAGCUACAGAACCUUGAUGGAUUGCACAAUCUCAUGGUUCUCAGUAUCCAGAGUAACCGCAUCACGAAGUUGGAGGGACUCCAGAAUCUUGUCAAUCUGCGAGAGCUUUACUUGAGUCACAAUGGCAUUGAAGUCAUUGAGGGCCUAGAGAACAAUAAAAAGCUGACAACUUUGGAUAUCGCUGCAAACAGGAUAAAAAAGAUUGAAAAUAUCAGCCAUCUGACAGAAUUAAAAGAAUUUUGGAUGAAUGACAACCAAAUUCAUAACUGGGCAGACUUGGAUGAACUCAAGAAUGCCAAAGGUCUAGAUACUGUCUAUCUGGAGAGAAACCCUCUGCAGAAGGACCCUCAGUACAGACGCAAGAUCAUGUUGGCUCUUCCCAGUGUCAGGCAGAUUGAUGCCACCUUCAUCCAUUUCUGAUCAUCCAUCUCAUUGUGCCCUCCCUCCCCCAAACCAUCCACAGCAUACUAUAAACACACUAUAUUUCCCUGACGCACCUCAUAGACACAGUCUGGUGUCUGCCCUAUUUAUGUCUUUUAUUUACUUUUUAACAACAAAAAAGAAGAAUCUCACUCUCUCAGUGUUGCUGUCACCUUUACUCACACAGAGACUGUAUACCUAUGCUCUGAUUUAUGCUAUCGUGUGAAUUGCUUGUUAAUUUAUUUUUCAGUUUAGGAACUGAUUAGUCUGAGCUCAAAGGAGCUGAUGCCUGUUGCUCCGAAAAUAUAUCAGCGCUAAAACUUACUGCCCUUAGCAUUUCAGUAAGGAAAUUGUUGCAUCGUAGUUAUCCCUUCUCUCGCUCUCCAUCCAUCCAUGUAGGACCAGGUCAUUUAAAAUCAGGCAUUUCCACCAUGUAUGAUUUACAUCAGGCACGGAGGUCUUAUUUACUAUAAGAGGUGGUAAAAAGGUCAGAGUUCACAUUGUAUUCAGA
This is a messenger RNA of Carassius carassius (crucian carp), 1619 nucleotides long. RefSeq names its product protein phosphatase 1 regulatory subunit 7-like. Bases 71 to 1108 code for a protein of 345 amino acids. Lineage: Eukaryota; Metazoa; Chordata; Actinopteri; Cypriniformes; Cyprinidae. The record is from RefSeq and is a predicted model, not a curated record. Gene Ontology annotation, molecular function: protein binding. The transcript is spliced from 10 exons.